AGGUGAGUCACCUGCGUAAUGUCGUGGAUUGCGGAGGUGUUUGUCGAGAUCAAGCAAGUUAAUCUCUUGUGAGAGUUUCAGAGUUGUGAAGUAUCAGAUCAGCCUGAGGAGCUCCGAGGAAGCAGGUCAGUGAAACCGGUGGGCAGCUACGAGUCUCUUCACUGAGAGGUGAAUUUAGGAUUUUAUUCGUGUGGAAACCCUCCCAGGACUUUUAAAAUGAACGCGUUUAUUAAAGGACAAUCGCUCCUUCUCCUUGUAUGUCUUCUGCGCGCCGCGGCGCCUCAGGACUUCGGUGAAAACUGUUUAACCAAAUUCAAGCAAGGUCGGGACGAUUUUGUGCUCGACGCCGAUGAAUCUGUGAAAGACGGAGCUACGUUUCUGUCGUCGCCGAUACUGGAUCGAGACAGGGACUGUAUAACAGCCUGCUGCAAGGACCAGAGGUGCAAUGUCGCCUUCAUGGAGAAAGGAGAAGAGGAGGGCUCGGUCAAGUCCUGCUUUCUGUUUGACUGUCUGUACAAAAAGAAAUACGCCUGUCGCUUUGUCAGGAAGAAAGGAUACACCAGCCAAAUCCUGGAGUCUGUCUAUGAGAGUUACCUGGAUGUGGAUGCAACCCCAGCUGAUUCUGACCGUCCACCUGUGGCCAACGGAGGUCUUGACCGGGUGGUCCAGCCUCAGGACAGUGUGACGCUGAACGGCAUCCAGAGCAAAGACGACAAUGGGAUCUUGUCCUACCAAUGGCAAAUGCUCACCCCGUAUCCUUAUGCUAUCAUUGAGGAAACCAACUUUCCCGACCAGAUUAUUGUUUCCAAUCUGACGUCUGGGGUGUACAAGUUCAAACUGACUGUCACAGACACCGUCGGUCAGUCAGACUCAACCAAGGUUACCGUCCUGGUCCUCACUCCUGAGCAGUCUGAGCAUCACUGUAUGGCUCCGAAGAAGAUCGGGCCGUGUCGAGGUGCCUUCCCUCGCUGGCAUUACAACGCCGCCUCAGAGAAGUGUGAGGAGUUCAUGUUUGGGGGCUGCAGGGAGAAUCUCAACAACUAUCUCUCUAUGGUUGAGUGCUCCAACGCCUGCUAUGGCUCAGAAAAAGGUGGUAUAGCUGGUAGAGGUUUGCCUAUUCCCACUACCCAAGGAGAAAAGUGUGGCACCCCAUGUAAGCCAGGGCAGUUCACCUGCACUAACGGCUGCUGUUUGGAUCCAGGACUGGAGUGCGAUUCUUCCCCACAAUGUAGCGACAGCUCGGAUGAACUAAAUUGCGAUGAUUUGAACAACAAGUUUCAGAUUCUGCGGCAGAUUCCAGUGGAUGAACAAAAAGUACGCUGCACAGAGCUUCCCGACACUGGCAACUGCAGGGACAGCAUCACCAAGUGGUACUACAACCCCGUCCAGCAAAACUGCCUACGCUUCAACUAUGGUGGCUGCCAGGGAAAUGAGAACAGAUUUGAAUCUGAGGAGUCCUGUAUGAAAGUUUGCCGUGGAGUAACAGAAAAGGACGUAUUUGCAAGAAAGGAGGAGUUUGAGCGCCAGUCAUCUAACAACGAGAUUGUCACUACGGUGAUAGCUGCCCUCCUGGGUGUGGGUGUCGUCAUCCUGCUGGGCGUCUUGAUUUACUGCCUUACGAAGGGCAGGAAGUCUUCACAGCACCAACGUGUCCCCGUCAAUGCUCCCAUUACCUCGAUAGAAGACAGAGAUCAUCUGGUCUACAACAGCACCACCAAGCCCAUCUGACCCCCAAGUCCUCACCUCUGAGCCUGGUAGUGAAUGAUGAUGGUCGGAUCUGUGUCAUACAACCAACAAACUCAGAUUGACAAGAGAGGAAACAUGUCUGUUGGCUAAGUUUGAAAGUUGCAGGAGACCUUGUUUUAUUUUGUCCGUAUGUGGAUGUGUUUUGAGGGUGUUGUACAAAGAAAGCAGAAGGCCUUCAACUGAUAAAAUGUGACAUCUAAUUAGGUUUUUAACGUGUUUUUUUAUGCAGUGGCCUGUUAAAAUGAGUUGUUAGAUUACGGUUUGUACUCAGGUUAAAAGGGAAGGAUUACCACAGAAUAUCUUUCCAUUUAAAUGUGCAGAUGUUACCUACCUGUCUACAAUUUACUGCUUCCCUUAAGUGAUCUUACAAUUGUCAAUGAAAGUGUUUCUUUCUUAUAACCAAACUCUGGGAGACUUUGUGGCUAUGUAAUGUCACAGUGAUCCUUCACCAUCCUGAGGUCCUGCCACACCAGCUUCUUUACUCUGUCAGAUUUAUUUUUAUUCUGUUCUCUACACUGUUGUUACAUACUUACACAUACAGGCAUAAUGUUGUACAUAAUCAUAGAACUUAAAGUAGUAUUUCACUUGAAGGUUAUUUUGUUGGCUGAUUUAGUCUUUAUUUUUUUAUUGACAAAGUGUUUUUAGAACAAGCAUCAUUCAUAUAUUAACAAAAACGCUUAUUCACAAUUUUAAAAAAGCACCCUUUGCUGUUGAAUAGUCAACAUUUUAAGCUUUUCAAACAUUUGUACAUAUGACCUGAUAUUGGUUUCUUUUAGCUGUAACAGCAUCAUGAUGUUUAUACUAAAUAAAAAUGUUACCUCACA
This is a messenger RNA of Amphiprion ocellaris (clown anemonefish), 2570 nucleotides long. It is a transcript of the gene spint1a, whose product is annotated as serine peptidase inhibitor, Kunitz type 1 a. The record is from RefSeq and is a predicted model, not a curated record. Bases 217 to 1728 code for a protein of 503 amino acids. Lineage: Eukaryota; Metazoa; Chordata; Actinopteri; Pomacentridae. Gene Ontology annotation, molecular function: serine-type endopeptidase inhibitor activity; protein binding. The transcript has 11 exons.